Molecule: messenger RNA, 1159 nt
Organism: Meira miltonrushii
Lineage: Eukaryota; Fungi; Basidiomycota; Exobasidiomycetes; Exobasidiales; Brachybasidiaceae
Product: sure-like protein
Exons: 2
Coding region: 95-1159 (354 amino acids)
Cellular component (GO): P-body
Molecular function (GO): hydrolase activity
Source: RefSeq, a predicted model, not a curated record
GGAACACAAGCGUGAUUAUACAAUCAAGGCAAAAUAGCGUAAGAAGAAAUGACAAAGUUGCUUGUUGAACACUUCCAUCAUACACAAACACACAAUGCGAGUACUUUUGGUAAACGAUGAUGGUCCACCAGCACCUCACUCACCGCACAUCUUGGGAUUAUACGAACAUCUAAAGAAUCAACUAGGAUGGGACGUUACCGUCGUUUUACCUUCUUCACAAAAAUCGUGGGGUUCAAUGGCAUUUUCACUUCAUCCACCAUGCAGUAAAUGGUACUACUAUCCGAUCAAAGGUGAUCAUUCGGGAGAGAAAGCGAAAGAUUACCAUAAUUGGAGUCCUGUUCAGCGUCCUCUGAAAGAAGAUGAGAUUGCAGAGUGGAUCUUGGUAGAUGGAUCUCCGACUACUUGUGCGAAUAUCGGACUUUAUUCUUUAGGAUCCGGUGAAGGUUCAUCCUCUUCUUCUAAAUUUGAUCUAGUCAUCUCUGGUCCAAAUUUCGGACGCAAUACAGGCACAGCAUUUUCUUUAUGUUCAGGCACGAUCGGAGCAGCACAGGCAGCAUCUUUGAGUGGAAUUCCUGCGGUUGCAAUCAGUUAUGCACAUUUCCAUCAACCUAACAAGAUGGUAGAAGAGGCAGAGGCAAAAGCAAAGCUAAAUACGAAUUUACAACCAUCCAAAAAACUCGGAGAUCUACCGCAAUCUGCGCCUUUAGAAGUUGUUGAACGAGCUCAUGAAAUUUCAUGUCAAUUGAUCGAAAAGCUGUAUAAGAAUUGGGAAUCUAACGUUGGUGUUUAUUCGAUCAAUGUUCCAUUAACGUUCAACCUUUUAGACAAAGACAAACAAACGCAAGUAUAUUGGACAAAGACUUGGGAUAGUAAAUUCGGUCAACUGUUCCAAGUUGAAGAGGAAGAGACCAGCCAACCUGCCGGAGAAGAUUUUAAACCUUCAUCAGCACCAUUGCCAAAAUCAUCAUUCAAAUUUGCGCCCAACAUGGCAGCAAUGUUACAGCCAAAGAGAGAUCAACAAUCUUCAGAAACGGAUAUUUGGGCAGUCUUAAGCGGGCACAUAUCUGUUGCUAGAUUAAGCCCUAGCUACACGGCAAUCUUGCCUGCUUUGCAAAGUGAAAAUUCAUCUACUGCUCCUGGAACACAUUUUAAAUUGUAA